Diorhabda sublineata is the source of this 945-nucleotide messenger RNA. Its product is annotated as peroxiredoxin-2-like. NCBI's taxonomy places the organism in Eukaryota, Metazoa, Arthropoda, Insecta, Coleoptera, Chrysomelidae. Gene Ontology annotation, biological process: hydrogen peroxide catabolic process; response to oxidative stress; cellular response to stress. Gene Ontology annotation, molecular function: nucleic acid binding; thioredoxin peroxidase activity. Bases 1 to 945 code for a protein of 314 amino acids. The record is from RefSeq and is a predicted model, not a curated record. Gene Ontology annotation, cellular component: cytosol; endoplasmic reticulum. The transcript is spliced from 2 exons.
AUGACAGACGAUUAUUAUUAUUCGAAAGUUUUCAUCACAAAACCGGCUCCAUAUUGGGAAGGUCAAGCCACAUUACACGACGAAUUCAUUACGUUGAAACUAAGCGAUUUCCGAGGAAAGUAUUUGAUAUUAUUUUUCUACCCCCUAGAUUUCACUUUCGUUUGCCCGACUGAAAUAAUAGCGUUCAAUAAAAAAUUAGAAGAUUUCAAAAAUAUCAACACGGAAAUUGUGGGUUGCUCUGUGGAUUCCCAUUACACUCAUUUGGCGUGGAUGAAUACCCCUGUAAUAGACGGCGGUUUAGGAAAAAUAGAUUUCCCUCUCCUCUCCGAUAUCACCCAUAAAAUUAGUCAAGAUUACGGCGUUUAUUUGGAUACUUUAGGACAUACCUUAAGGGGAUUAUUCAUAAUCGAUAAAAGAGGAAUCGUUCGUCAGAUUACUAUAAACGAUGUAUCUGUUGGAAGGAACGUCGAGGAGAUUAUACGACUCGUACAGGCUUUCCAAUUCACCGAUGAUAAUCACGACGUGUGUCCUGCUAAUUGGAAACCAGGCGACGCAACCGUUUCCAACAAACCGAAAAAGAAAUUUUUGGAUACGGUGUACAAUGCAGACGCAUCAGGGCUUUUUUGGCGUGUGAUACCUAACAAAACUUUUAUUUCUUAUAAAGAAAAAUCCGUAGGAGGACGAAAAGUAAUUAAAGAACUACCGUGUGCUAACGCUACGGGACGAUCCAUGCUAAAGAUGGUGGUCGUUGGAAAAUCGAAUAAAAACAUUGAUUUACAUGUACACUAUUAUGGACAAAAAAGUGCGUGGAUGACAAAAGAUCUUUUCAAAAAGUGGUUUGAUGAAUGUUUCGUACCAGAAGUUAGAAAAUUGUUGAAAGAUAAUUUUCCUCUAAAAGCGUUAUUGCUUCUUGAUAACGCUCCUGGUCAUCCGUCUGAAGAAUAA